Messenger RNA from Nicotiana tabacum (common tobacco), 711 nucleotides. Lineage: Eukaryota; Viridiplantae; Streptophyta; Magnoliopsida; Solanales; Solanaceae. The record is from RefSeq and is a predicted model, not a curated record.
GUAAAAAAUGUGUCGGUUUCUUUUACAGCUUUAGGAAUCCUUACACAAACAGCAUUUUUUUUUAUAUCUCUCUCUAUAAAUAUACAUAUACAUAUACAUGUACAAUAGUCAAUAGACCUUCAAGAAUUCUAAAUUGGAGUAGUCAAGCACCUCCCAUACUUGAAGAAGACGAGAAGAGAAAAGGAGUAUUUUAAGUUACUUUCACAGACAAGUGUAUAGAAGUUAAACUCGAGGAAGAAAAAGGAGAUGGGGACGGGAAAGAAGAAGAUAGAAAUCAAGCAAAUAAUGAAGGAAACAUCAAGAAUGGUGACAUUCUCCAAGAGACGCAAAGGUCUUUUCAAGAAAGCUUUAGAACUCGAAUCCAUGACUGGUGCUCGUGUUGCUGCUAUUGUUUUCUCACCCACUGGAAAACCUUACACUUACGGCGAUGUUUAUUCUGCCAUUGACAGACACUUUUCUAGUUCUAUAGAUCCAUUAUCUGGUUCUGGUGAUGUUUGUAUAAGCGGCUCGAGAUCAACGCCGCCCUCGAGGAAUGGUCUCCGGAAUUGGUUAGAAAAUAUUGACGUUCAAGAAUGUGAAAACUUGAAUGAACUGUUGUUGUUGAAGGAGCAAUUGGAAGGAACAAGAGAGAAGCUUGCGUUCAUAGAGGAUUCUGAGUCUUUUCUGGCUUUGUUUAUGUGAUGAUAUAUGUAUACCGUUAAUAGUUCCGUU